Messenger RNA from Megachile rotundata (alfalfa leafcutting bee), 1762 nucleotides. Its product is annotated as UDP-glycosyltransferase UGT5-like. Gene Ontology annotation, molecular function: UDP-glycosyltransferase activity. The record is from RefSeq and is a predicted model, not a curated record. Lineage: Eukaryota; Metazoa; Arthropoda; Insecta; Hymenoptera; Megachilidae.
UAGAAUGUGGAUGACUAGUCAAGUUUUCACCAUUAGUCAGCAUUAAUAAUAAGAGUCUGGGGAACCAUAACGUGACUGAUAAUAAUACUUCUUGAAGUUCAUAUAUCAGUAGUCCACUCUAGCAAUAGCUUCAAAAGCUUCCACACCAAAGAUCGAAACAGUCCGAGUCGAAACCAUGAAGCUGAACGCCGCGAGCUUGCUGUUCGUCCUAUGCGCCUUGUGCGCCAUCGAAAAAACUCGUAGUGCGAAAAUUUUAGCGUUGGUCCCGUUUCCAUCCUUCAGUCAUCAGGUCCCGUUUAGAAAGUUAAUAUUAGGACUGCAAAAACGCGGCCACGAAGUCGUGUACGCUACGACCCAUCCCAUUCCCAACGUCAACUUAAAGAACUUCACUCAAAUCGACUUAAGCCGUACCCCUGCUAAAUUUAACACCCUCAACUUCAUGCAGUUCCGAUUCGACGGAGUGACUUGGAUAGAAGUAUUGGAAAAACAAGUAUUUAGUGCAUGUGAAAGCUCCAUGGAAAAUUUGUUCAACAACCCGGAAAUGAAACGACUAUACGCAGCUGAUAGCGACGCUAAGUUCGACGUGGUUCUAGCGGAGUUUUCUUAUAUACCGUCCAUAUAUUCGAUGGCUCACAGAUUCGACGCUCCGCUAAUAGGUUUAAGUUCGUUGGGGCUUUUGAACAUGUACGAGUACGCCCUUGGCGGAUUCGUACUGCCUUCGAACGAGUACUCUGCGGAAAUGGGAGCGAGGCCAGGUUCGAAUUUACCAUUUUGGCAGAGGGUGCGGAAUUACAUUGUGAUGUGGCGAACACUGUACAAAAUAUUUAAUGAGUGGGUUCCACGUCAUCAAAAAAUGGCCGAGCAUUACCUUGGGACGAAAUUGCCUCCGCUUAUUGACAUUGUGAAGAAUACUAGCCUCGUGUUUGUCAACGAGCCGGAGCCUUUCACGCCGGCACGCCCUAAACUACCGAAUAUGAUCUCCUUCACGUCUCUCCACGUUGAUGAAAAUCCACCACCUGCACCAAAAGACCUGCAACGUUUCAUGGACGAGGCCAAACAAGGAUUCAUCUACAUGAGCCUCGGCGGCAACGCCAGAAGCGCGGACAUACCAAUGGAUGUUCAACAGAUCUUUUUUGACGUAUUCUCAAAAUUACCCUACAGAGUCGUUUGGAAAUACGAAGAAGACUUUCCGGUAAAACUAGACAACGUGUACGCCGCAAAGUGGUUACCUCAGCAGAGUAUUCUUGCUCAUCCCAACAUCAAGCUGUUCAUGUACCAGGGCGGAUUGCAAAGUACGGAAGAGGCUAUUAGUAAUACUGUUCCGGUCAUGGGCUUUCCUGUGUUAUCUGAUCAAGAUUAUAUAACAUCCAGAGUGAAUGCUUUAGGAAUUGGGAAGUGGCUGACAAUCACCACUCUCACGAGGGAACAGUUAGAUAAUACUAUUAGAGAAGUUAUAACCAACAAGGAGUACAAGCAGAGAAUAACGCAUCUUAAAGACCUGAUUAGAGACACUGCGUACAACGAAGUGGACCGUCUCGUUUGGUGGACAGAGUACGUGAUCCGUCACAAGGGUGCACCUCAUCUUCGUUCAACUUUAGUUAAUCAACCAUGGUACCAACGUUACGACAUAGAUGUCGUUAUGUUCUUAGCAAUCGUCGCGUUCGUGAUCGUAUCGACGUUGGUGUAUAUAAUCGCCAGGAUAAUCGUGCGCGUUCACAGACAACUGUUGAGCCCUACGACACAAAAGAAAAAGAUAAAUUAA